Messenger RNA from Mytilus californianus (California mussel), 1585 nucleotides. Its product is annotated as manganese-dependent ADP-ribose/CDP-alcohol diphosphatase-like. The transcript has 3 exons. The coding region runs from base 204 to 1166 and encodes 320 amino acids. Gene Ontology annotation, molecular function: 2',3'-cyclic-nucleotide 2'-phosphodiesterase activity; ADP-ribose diphosphatase activity; manganese ion binding. NCBI's taxonomy places the organism in Eukaryota, Metazoa, Mollusca, Bivalvia, Mytilida, Mytilidae. The record is from RefSeq and is a predicted model, not a curated record.
AUAAAAUGUAUGCAUUCCAGGAAGGCACCUUUUAAAAAACCCGUGUACCCAAUAAAUGCACUCAAAAUAGACAUGAUUGUUCUUGUGUCAAACUUUGAUUUGUGGAAUAUAAAUUAAAAUUUUAAUUAGUGUACCUGAACACAUUGUUCGUUGUGGAUGGUUAUGUUUUUAAAUGGCCAUUUUUAAAACCUAUAUAAAUUGAAAUGACAAACACGAACAGUCCAGCAAAGAAGACAUUAUUAAGGUUUGGUGUUGUGGCUGAUCUUCAGUAUGCAAACAUUGAAGAUGGAUACAACUGGAAUGGAACCAGAAAACGUUACUACAGAUCAUCAUUAAGUCUUCUGCAGAAAGCAAUGAAGGACUGGAAACAAAAUGACGUCAAAUUUAUUCUUCAGCUUGGUGAUUUAAUUGAUGGAUUCUGUAAACGGACUGAAGAACCCAUUAAUUGUCUAAAUCGUAUUUUAGACAUAUUUGAUGAAGAACAAUGGCCGGUUUUAAAUGUUGUUGGUAACCAUGAACUAUACAAUUUUAAAAAAGAAAGCCUAUACAAAUCAAGGUUGUUCAGAAAUCUGCCAUCUUCCAACACAGCAUAUUAUACAUUAUCGCCAUAUCAAGGACUUAAAGUCUGUGUCUUGAACACUUAUGAAGUAUCAGUUCUCGGUGAAGUAGAGGGUUCAACUCAUUAUAAUACAGCUCAGUCCGUUUUGGAGGAACGAAACCCAAACAAAGAUAAAGAUGACACAUCAGGUCUGGAAUCGGAUGAUAGACGAUUUGUAGACUUUAAUGGGGCAGUUUCAAAAGAGCAGUUGGAAUGGUUGAGAAAAGAGCUGAUGUUAGCAACAGAACAAAAAGAAAAUGUUAUUGUCAUUGGCCAUAACCCAGUUUACUUACCUGCCGCAAACAGUGGUAGCAGUUUGAGUUGGAAUUAUAGUGAAAUAUUAAAAAUUCUGUCUGAAAUCUCUGUGGUCUGUUAUAUCAGCGGUCAUGAUCACAGGGGUGGUUAUUCAGUCGAUCAGAAUGGGAUACAUCAUAUAACAUUUCCGGGAGUUAUAGAACACCCAGACUCUUACGCUGUUGGCAUCUUGCUAGAGGAUUCACUGGUCAUUCAAGGAAGGGGAGAAAUGUUUGACGUGGAUUGUCCGUUAAAGUUUAAAUUGAAAUGUUGACUGAAAGUGUUUUUUAGAUUUUGAUUUUGUUUUUUUUUCAAAUUAUUGUGCAUUUCAUUUGAAAAAAAAUAUAUAUCAUAAGGAGUUGAUUUAACUAUCUAUUGUAAUUCAAACAAUGCCGGUUUAUUCAGUGUUUUUUUAUGUUUCACUAUUUCUGUUAUUCUACUAUAUGUUUAACAUAAAACUCUAAAGAGAAUAUUGUGCCAAGUACAUUUAUAGAUGACCCUUGACUUUGACCAUCGACGACAAGGUCAAACACUUUUCAGUUCAGUUUUGAGUUAUUGAGUUUGGAUCUUAUUGUUUCAUAGUAUAUUGAAGAAUGGUGAUUUGGACAGGAACAAAUUAAAAUGAACAAAUACAUCUUAACCAAUAUAUUGUAACAUUAUGUAUACACAAAUUGAAUAAAUUUGAGAAUCUAA